Ipomoea nil (Japanese morning glory) is the source of this 2090-nucleotide messenger RNA. RefSeq names its product probable serine/threonine-protein kinase At5g41260. The transcript is spliced from 10 exons. Gene Ontology annotation, molecular function: protein binding; ATP binding; protein kinase activity. Gene Ontology annotation, biological process: brassinosteroid mediated signaling pathway; protein phosphorylation. Bases 395 to 1873 code for a protein of 492 amino acids. Lineage: Eukaryota; Viridiplantae; Streptophyta; Magnoliopsida; Solanales; Convolvulaceae. The record is from RefSeq and is a predicted model, not a curated record.
AGUCACAGGCAUGCUUUCUUGAUUCAAAAAGAUGAAAGAUAAAUAAUGUGCGUUUGUGUGUAUGUCCAGGCAGAUGGAAUGUGGAAGUGUGCAACCCUCUCCCCUCUCCAUCUCCAUCUCCAAAACCCUCUUUCCUUUUCUUCUCUCUUAAUGGGAAAUCAUUAAACAAUUCUAACAUCACAUCAUACCCUGUUUGCUAUAUUCCCAUCUCCAUUCUCAUUCCACCAGCUGAAGAAAAGCCUUCUAAUUCUUCUCUUGCCAUGUUAAGUUUAGAGAGAGAAGGGUUUUGAGCAGAGAAGAGUACCAAGAAACACUGUUGCAUUUCAGUCUCUGACUCUCUUUCAAAAGAUUCUGUCUUUAUUUUUAUUUUUUUUAGUCCUCCAUAAUUGAUUCAAUGGGAGCUCGUUGCUCCAAGCUUGGGUUUUGUUUCUGGUCUUCAAACAUCGAUUCCAAUAUCCCACGUUCCUCUGAUCUUGACAAAGGUGGAGAGACUGAGCAGGGGAAAUGGCCAGCUUUCAGAGAGUAUGGGUUAGAUGAGCUCAAAAUUGCCACCUCAGGGUUCUCUGUGGACAACAUUGUAUCUGAACAUGGCGAGAAGGCUCCAAAUGUUGUGUAUAAAGGCCACCUCGAAGACGGCGGCCAUUUGAUCGCCGUUAAGCGUUUCCACAAGUCCGCCUGGCCCGAUGCUCGCCAGUUCCUUGAUGAAGCAAGAAUGGUGGGGCAGUUGAGAAGCGAGCGGCUGGCGAACUUAUUAGGGUGCUGCUAUGAGGGGGAUGAUAGAUUGCUUGUUGCAGAAUUUAUGCCUCACGAGACACUGUCGAAACAUUUGUUUCAUUGGGAUACCCAACCGCUGAAAUGGGCAAUGAGGUUAAGAGUUGCUUUGUAUUUGGCACAAGCGUUGGAUUAUUGCACCGGUAAGGGGAGGGCACUAUAUCACGACCUCAAUGCCUACAGAGUUCUCUUUGAUCAAGAAGGUAAUCCAAGGCUCUCGUGCUUUGGCUUAAUGAAGAACAGUCGAGAUGGAAAGAGUUAUAGUACAAAUCUGGCCUUCACCCCUCCGGAGUAUUUAAGAACAGGCAGAAUAACGCCUGAGAGUGUAGUUUUCAGUUUUGGCACCCUGUUGCUUGAUCUUCUUAGCGGAAAGCAUAUUCCACCGACCCAUGCACUUGACUUGAUACGUGGAAAGAAUUAUCUGGUGUUGAUGGAUUCGUGUUUGGAGGGUCACUUCUCAAAUGACGAAGGAACUCAAGUAGUGCGAUUGGCUACGCGUUGUUUGCAGUAUGAACCUCGGGAGAGACCAAAUGUCAAAUCCCUUGUUACCAAUCUUACUUCUCUUCAGAAAGAAGCAGAUGUGGCAUCACAUGUUUUGAUGGGCAUGUCUCAAGAAACACCAGCUCAGGAACAAUCACCGAGAUUAUCACCUCUCGGUGAAGCUUGUUCAAGAGUCGAUCUAACUGCCAUCCACGAAAUUCUUGAAACUACUGGAUACAAAGAUGAUGAAGGGGUUGCCAAUGAGCUCUCGUUUCAGAUGUGGACUGGUCAAAUACAGGACACUUUAAAUAGUAGGAAACGAGGUGAUACUGCUUUCCGGGCUAAAGAUCUUACAACUGCCAUUGAUUGUUACACAGAGUUUAUAGAGGGCGGCACAGUUGUGUCCCCAUCUGUGCUCGCGAGACGCUCUCUGUGUUACCUGAUGAGCAAUAAGCCACAGGAAGCGCUUGCAGAUGCUAUGCAAGCUCAGGCGGUGUAUUCUGAAUGGCCCACCGCCUUCUAUCUUCAAGCAGCCGCCCUCUUCAGCCUGGGAAUGGACUCUGAUGCGCGGGAGACACUGGGGGAUGGAGCUGCGCUGGAAGCCCGAAGAAAAAGACACUAAAAACUGUAUAGAUAUUUCUUGUUCUAUUAAACUCCUUGCUGCACUAAUCGCCUUCCAUUUACCCAACCCAUGAAAAUAUUUGACAGUAUGCUGAAGAAACAAAGAUUCAUUCUUGCUUUCAUCAGAAUGGAGGUGAUGAUUAUCUUGUAUUUUUUUUUUUCAGCUUAGAGAUUUGAAUGUCUGCAAAUGAAAACAGAUUUUCUUUUGGCUUCUGUGA